Impatiens glandulifera is the source of this 522-nucleotide messenger RNA. RefSeq names its product septin and tuftelin-interacting protein 1 homolog 2-like. The transcript is spliced from 4 exons. The coding region runs from base 1 to 522 and encodes 173 amino acids. Gene Ontology annotation, molecular function: nucleic acid binding. NCBI's taxonomy places the organism in Eukaryota, Viridiplantae, Streptophyta, Magnoliopsida, Ericales, Balsaminaceae. The record is from RefSeq and is a predicted model, not a curated record.
AUGACGACGACUCAAGACAAGAACGCCUUAUCAUCGGAGGCUCCACUUGCCCCCGUCACCGUCGAACGCAAUGUUCGCUCCGACCUCGACACCACACUUCCAAAGGCUUAUAUUCAUACUCUUGUGUUUUAUCUGCCAAUUAAUCACAAGCCUACUGAAAAUGUUGAUCUUGAUAAUGUAGAACAAGCUUCAUUGAAUACACAAUUGUCAUCUUCUAAUAUUGGAUUUAGGCUUCUCCAAAAGAUGGGUUGGAAAGGAAAAGGUCUUGGGAAGGAGGAACAAGGAAUAAUUGAGCCAAUAAGGUCUGGUAUGCGGGAUGCAAAAUUGGGAGUUAGAAAACAGGAAGAGGAUGAUUUUUAUACUGCUAAAGAAAAUAUCCAAAGGAAGAAACUUGACGUGGAGUUAGAGGAGACAGAGGAGAUUGCUAAGAAACGAGAGAUUUCAAACAGUAGCUCGACAAAGAAGAAGGCAAAGAUUCCAAUAGCUUCAGUUUUCGGGAAUGAUAGUGACAAAGAACAAUGA